Molecule: messenger RNA, 2346 nt
Organism: Lachancea mirantina
Lineage: Eukaryota; Fungi; Ascomycota; Saccharomycetes; Saccharomycetales; Saccharomycetaceae
Source: the annotation of a GenBank genome assembly
AUGUCGUACCAGCAGCACCAACCACAACUCUCGGUAAACUCAGUGCAGUCGCUUGUUGAACCAACAACGCCGCCGCUGGGCCAGAUGAGCAACCGCCAGAAUCACCAACGUGCACAAUCGCUUGAUCUCUCUGGAUUCAACCAAUUCAUAGCUGGAAAUUCGCCCAUGAUGCCCAUGUCACUGUCUCCAUCGACUCCAUCUGCGAUCGGUCCCAUGGGACUUGGAUGUUCGCUUGGUGGCAUUCCCGGUGCAAUAUCAAUUCCGCAAUCGCUUUCCAGCUCUUUCGGAGCCCCGCCGAAUACCACAGAUAUUCCAAAUCCGUCUCUUCCAGCGGCAACUGCCACGGUAACGAAUUCAGGCCCAAAUGGGAGAUCCAAAUUUGGCUCUAUGCCCCUGAUAAGUGAACUCGAUCUCUCAUCCGGUCCGAAUCAGCCGCUAGCGGCAGCAGACCUCGCACAUUCCAACUCUCGAGUCUCGCUUCCCCUCCGCACUGUGAGCGGCUCGACUACGUCGUCCUCAAUUUCAACUGGUAACUCACUGGCGAACUCGAUUAUGAACACCGAAAGCGGGAAUGCCAGUUCCGGUCUUGCCCCUGUCGAGCUCAGCCUUAUCCCGUUAGAGGAUUUAGAUUACGUCAAGCUUGCAACAGAUCAAUUUGGCUGUCGGUUUCUACAAAAAAAACUAGAAAACGCCCAAGAAUCUCAAACUGUGCGCGAUAUCAUGUAUCAACAACUACAGCCCUUCUUUUUGGAUCUCAUUUUGGAUCCGUUUGGCAACUAUCUCGUACAAAAACUUUGCGAGUACUUGACCUCGGAUCAAAAGACGAAACUCAUUCAGAGUAUCUAUCCCAACGUCUUUCAAAUUUCCGUAAAUCAAUACGGCACUCGUUCUCUGCAAAAAAUUAUCGAUUCCGUUGAUACAGAAGCCCAAAUAGACAUGAUCAUUUUGGGGUUUUCAAAGCAGUACACUUCCAUUGAGCAAGUAGUAGUGUUGAUCAACGAUCUAAAUGGCAAUCACGUGGUCCAAAAAUGCAUAUUCAAGUUCCCACCUUCAAAAUUUGACUUCAUUAUCGACGCUAUUGUCGAAAACAACAAUAUCAUCAAUAUAUCGACCCACAAGCAUGGAUGUUGCGUCUUGCAGAAGCUACUAAGCGUCUGUACUCUGCAACAAAUUUUCAAGAUUUCCGUCAGAAUUGUUCAGUUUCUUUCUGGCCUGAUAAACGAUCAAUUCGGCAAUUAUAUCAUUCAAUUUCUUUUGGACAUCAAAGAACUGGACUUCUAUUUACUACGGGAAAUCUUUGAUAGAUUAUCGACCGAGCUCUGUCAGCUAUCAUGUUUGAAAUUCUCAUCUAACGUUGUCGAGAAGUUUAUCAAAAAACUUUUCGCAAUUGUUCAAGGGUUUGUGAAUUCUAAAACUCCUAAAGGCAUCGAUGAUGUCACAUCUACUGCAAUGAGCAUUUUGCUCACGACGGUGGAUAUUUUCACUGUGAACUUGAACGUCCUUAUUCGGGACAAUUUCGGUAACUACGCACUUCAGACUAUGCUCGAUGCGAAGAAUUAUUCUCAUUUCUUAGAAUACCCUCAGAGAGCAUAUGUGGCUCGGUCAGUCGAAUGCUUGCGAUUCAGUCAAGAGUUUGCAUUGAAAAUUGGAAAUUUAGUAAUUCUCACCAAGGAGCUUUUGCCUAGCAUAAAGACAACUUCUUAUGCCAAGAAGAUCAAAAUGAAAGUGAAGACAUACGCCGAAUUGACUGGAAUCGCUUUCACGGACCUUUCUCCAAAGAAAACCAGCAAUAACGCUAACCCUAACGCUUAUCAAAGCAACUAUCAUAGAAAACAGCAUUCACGCAAUUUAUCGUUGCCUGCAAAUGCCUUCCGUCAUCGCAGAAUGAGUAGCUCCACAUCUAUGUCUAAUGGGAUGAAACCUCCUUAUUCUGUUCAAUCUUAUACCCCAAGUAUCAAUGGAUACGGCGUCAUGGACAACGCGGUCGCACAACAAGGUUCCUCACCUUACAGUAACACACCAACUCGGGCUUUAUCAACCAGAAGGCAGGGCCCUCAGCGUUACUAUAACGAGCAUAACAAGUCUGAUAAUAGUAUUGUAACUCAACCCCCUCUCGCCAUGAACAAUUCAUACUACGCGGUUCCUUACGUUACCGGAGCUCAAAGCACCAAUGCACUGCGUGAAUCUCAACCUUCACAAUUGCAAGGGCCUCCUCAGCCAAAUCCCUCUUCGCAAUAUGUGGGGUUCACCUCUUUGCCAACAUUAGGAUCCGCCUCAGAGGGGCCUCAAGGCACAAUGAACAACCAAAACAUAUACGAUUUGGGUUUCGAUUUCAUACCUCAUUGA